AUGGAGAAAGAUAAAAACAUAACAUUGGAAACACAAGUUUCUGAUGGAUAUCGUCAAAAUGAAGAUGGCGAUGAAAUUUUAGAUUCAGGUUUGAAGGCUGGGCUUAAAAACAGAAUGAUUAACCUUAUCGCUUUAUGUGGCCUAAUUGGACCAGGUGUUUUCAUAGGAAUGGGUAAUGCCUUAAAAUCUGGCGGCCCUGUAGGGCUACUAGUUGGGUUUGCAAUCGUUGGAAUUUUAGUUCUAUCGAUGAUGAGUUCAAUUGGGGAAAUGAAUGCUACUUUGGAUUCCAAUUUUGCAAUACUGGGAUCAAGGUUCGUGUCCAAAGGAUUUGGUGCAACGAUUGCUAUUUAUUAUGUUAUCCUUUGGAUAACCAAUAUAAUCGCCGAAUAUACGUCAUUGAGUUCAGCGAUGCAAACUUAUUCGGAUACUGUUCCAACUUACGGGUGGUAUUUAAUUUUUUGGUUUGUUUUCACAGUAUUCCAAUGCUUGGAUGUGUCAUGGUGGGGUGAAGCAGAAUAUGUUUUGGGAUUCGUCAAAUUGGCUUUUUUAUCGGGAUUUUAUCUUUUUUCAAUAAUAUAUGCAGCUGGUGGUAUUCCAAACCACAAACCGGAUAAUCCUUUUGGAAACUAUCCUUUGAAGGAUGGCUUCAAAGGUAUCGCCAACUCAUUUGUUUAUGCUGGAGUGUUCUAUUCUGGUAUUGAAGGUGUCUCUGUCAUUGCUGCCGAAGCUCGAAAUCCACGUAAGGCAAUUCCUACGGCUGUUAGAAGUACAGUAUUUAGAGUGUUUUUCGUUUAUUUUGGUCUUUCAAUUUUCUAUGGUAUCACUGUUCCGUACAAUGACCCAUUAUUAAACGACGCUAAUAAUGUGAUGAAAUCCCCAAUGACAAUUGCGAUUACCGAAGCUGGCUGGCCUGGGUCCAAAUAUUUUGUUACAACUAUGAUUUGGAUCACUUGUUUUUCUUCAAUAAACUCUGCAAUUUAUUUUGCAUCUCGGUCUCUCUUCACAUGGUCUAAAGCAGGUUUUGGCCCAAAAAUAUUUACAAAAGUGAAUAAAAAGGGAGUUCCAUAUGUCGCCAUCCAUGUAUGUCAUAUUUUCGGAUUUUUGAGCAUCUUGUCUUACUCCUCAGGCGCUUCGGUUGCAUAUUCAUAUAUUGUUUCUGUAACAGGAGUUGCUUGUUUCAUUGUUUGGACAUCAAUUUCAAUUACACAUUUAAGGUUCAGACAAGGGUGGAUUGCUCAAGGUUAUCCACUAGAGGCGUUGCCAUACAGAUCAUUUUUGUUUCCAUGGAUGAAUUAUGUUGCAAUUGUGAUUGGUGUGGUUUUGACAUUAGUUCAAGGAUGGUCAUGUUUCAAGCCGUUUGAUUAUAAAACAUUUGUUGAUUCUUACAUCAUGCUACCCCUCUUUUUCAUUUGUUGGUUUUGUUAUGAUAAGUUCUAUUUUAAAUCAUGGUUUAUCAAAGUAGAAGAUAUGGAUUUUGAAAGUGGUAAAAGGCCCGAUCUUGAUGAUACAGUAGGAACAGAGCUUGAUAACUGUGGUAAAUCCGAAGUAGUGUACACAGGCUCAUCGAAUGAAGAAGAGUUCUGA
Messenger RNA from Pichia kudriavzevii, 1584 nucleotides. RefSeq lists its product as uncharacterized. The coding region runs from base 1 to 1584 and encodes 527 amino acids. The transcript has a single exon. NCBI's taxonomy places the organism in Eukaryota, Fungi, Ascomycota, Pichiomycetes, Pichiales, Pichiaceae. Gene Ontology annotation, biological process: amino acid transmembrane transport. The record is from RefSeq and is a predicted model, not a curated record. Gene Ontology annotation, cellular component: membrane. Gene Ontology annotation, molecular function: amino acid transmembrane transporter activity.